GGAACUUUGGCAACAUUCGAACACUCAUGCGGCAUUUUCACUCAGCAUGGCAGGUGGUCAAGUUGAAUUUACAUCCAGAUAAUAGUUAAAUACACAGAUCCCAUGACUUUUAAAACAGGUUCAGUAAAAUUCAGCCCUAUUUAGUACCUCCAUUAAGAAACCUUAGUCAUCAUCCGCCCAAAAUAUCACAAGCCUUAUUAACGCUUAGAAGGUGUGUUGCUGGACAAUUCAAUAUUGUUUUAAUUUUGCUUUAAAACUUUUGCGCAUACUUUCAUAAAACAGAAAUUAUUCUUGACGGCGGAAGAAAUAUUGGAUAAAAUUUUCAAGUGAUUCUGUUGAUCAGUUUUUCCGUAAAAGAUUGAAAAGUUUAAGAUUUGGCAACAUGGUGCCUCAGCACAAUUGACGCUUGUAAUACUUGAGCCAGAAGAUGAGGAUAAGACUAUAACUUAGCAGUGGAUGGUGACAAAUGAUAAAGAGUUUUGGGCAGAUACCGACGAUUCUCCUCAGGCACACACAGCAUCGAAAGCUCGACGCACUAUGACGUCAUUCUUUCUUCCAUGUUAAUCAGAAUGCUUCAAUGAAGAACGAAAGUCCAGUCCCAUCCAAAGCAGAAAUGGAAAUGAGGGAGGAAAAAGUAAAGACCUACCUUAGCGAAAAAAUCAGAGACCUCCGGCGCGGUCUCAAAAAUUGCAAGAAAGUUUCGAAAGAAACAUUGGAAGCAGUUAAGGAAGAAACAUCAGAAGCAGUUAAGGAAGAAACAUUGGAAGCAGUUAAGGAAGAAACAUCAGAAGCAGUUAAGGAAGAAACGUCAGAAGCAGUUAAGGAAGAAACGUCAGAAGCAGUUAAGGAAGAAACAUCAGAAGCAGUUAAUAUGGAAACAUCAGAAGUAGUUAAAAAAGAAACAUUGGAAGCCGUUCAGGAAGAAAGCUAAGUAGGAAAGUUGGGUACUUUAGCGACUACUCUUUUGUACGUAUCAAACUUCAGUUUCUUAAAAUAGUUCAUAGCACCCAUCAUAGGUGAUGUUCACCGCAAGAAAAGAUUUUCAAAUAUUAUGAUACCUAUUAAUUUUUAAUCAUUUUGGAAAAGAAGUUUCCAAUUUCAUUUUUCUGUACUUUUUUAUAAUACAUUUCAUAGACAUUUCAA
Bemisia tabaci is the source of this 1143-nucleotide messenger RNA. The record is from RefSeq and is a predicted model, not a curated record. Lineage: Eukaryota; Metazoa; Arthropoda; Insecta; Hemiptera; Aleyrodidae.